ACCCUGGACAUUUCAGUUUUCUCUUGGAUUUUCUCCCGUGGUUGUUUCCUUCGUGGCUCUCUGCCAUUUUGUGCUCUCAUUCAUAGUCGCUCCAGUGAUACGCUCUUUCCCCCCCCAGUCCUCCUCAUCUCUUUUGCAAAUCAUACUGGUUCUCUGAGAGGCUUCAUCCUGGCCGGCACUAUUCCAGCCAAGGGGGAAGAGGACUUCCUGACGCUGGCCGCUUCACGGCUCAGCCGCAGGAAACGCGUCAUUGGAGCCGCUGUAGGUGUAGCAAUGGUUCUAAUACUCUUGGUUGCCAUUCCCUUGCUGGUCCACACAACCAAAGGAGGGAAUGCUGGAAAUGCAGGGAGCCAUUAUGAAAUGCUUGGAAGCUGCAGGAUGGUAUGUGAUCCCUACACCACGUCUCAGCCAGGCCAGGAGCUGACAGCUGUGUCUCCACCCCCCCAGGAUUACUCUGGAAAGAAGAUAAAGUCUGGGCUUCGAGGGCCUCCAGGGAUCCCUGGGCCUCCAGGAGAACGUGGACCCCCUGGAGAGCCAGGCAAACCAGGGCCACAGGGUCCCCCAGGUCCAGGCCCUGGUGGCUAUUCUCCCUCACUCUACACUCCCAAAAUUGCCUUUUACGCAGGGCUACGAAAGCAGCAUGAAGGCAAUGAAAUACUGAAGUUUGAUGAUGUGGUGACCAAUGUAGGUAACUACUAUGAGCCGAGCACUGGCAAAUUCACCUGCCCGCUGCCUGGCAUCUAUUUCUUCACCUACCAUGUUCUAAUGAGAGGUGGUGACGGGACGAGCAUGUGGGCAGACCUGAAGAAGAACGGACUGGUAAGAGCAAGCGCCAUUGCUCAGGAUGCUGAUCAGAAUUACGACUAUGCCUCCAACAGUGUGAUCCUGCAUUUGGACGUAGGUGAUGAGGUGUGUGUGCAGCUGGACGGAGGGAAGGUCCACGGAGGAAACACAAAUAAGUACAGCACCUUCUCCGGCUUCCUCAUCUACCCAGACUGAAUUUAAUCCCUGCAGAGUGCAAAAAAUAAAAAAAUAAAACAAAACGCCACUACCAACAUACAUAUAGACACACUGACACUUACACAGACAUAUACGUAUGCAAAUUGAUGCACAAACACAGAAAUGCAGUGCACACACAAAAAUAUGCACAUAGAUGAAUACAAGCAAGCACACACACACACACUCACAUGUAUCUGCAUAAAGACAUUUUGAAACUGCAGCCUACAACAAAGUAAUAAAUGAAAAUCAGAGAUAAAUGGAAUAAAGUCAAUCUUUGCCAAUAGUCAGUUAUUGGUGCCCUUUGAAUACAAAUAUGAAUUUCAGAAUAUGUACAAUAUAGGUUCAAAUUCAAAUUCUACAUUGUGGCUCUGAAAUAUCUAAAGGAUUCUAAUGUAUUAUAUAUUAAAUGACAUUGUGCAAACUAGAAUAAAUGAAACACCAUAAGUCUGGCUGUCGUACUGCAAUGAUGGUGUUAAGGAUGCCAUUAAUUAACAAAGCUGAGACAAAUGUGUUCCAAUCUUUACCUGCACAGCAUUUAUUUACACAUUUCUGCUCCGCUUUCCAACAAUCUGUUUGAAUGGCCUGCAUACAUUUUGCAACUCAUCAUUGUAAAAUACUUUCCUCUAAGCUUCAAAGUGAAUUACACCAAUUGAAAUGAAUUAAAUCCCCGUUGUGAUUCAGCAAGCAUUGGGACGAUACUGAUUAAAGCGAGGCCAUUUGAAUAAACAGAUGCUUGAUUCCUCUCUCCUCUUUUGAUUAUGACACCGAAUGUCACUUGGCAAGACAAAACAAAGCAUCUGAACAUUGCAAGGAAACAUAUCACAAUGCAUUUCAUCGAUGGCACUUUUGUGUACUGAAAUUUUAAUUGCCAAGUGCAUUAUAUUGUGCGUGUUUGAGAGCACGUGCGUGUAUGUGAGUAAGUGGGCAUGUUAAUAUGUGUGAGUGGAUAUAUAAAUCAUGUAAGAUACUGGGGAGGUGAAACAUUGACAAGUCCAGUGUUUUAUUUUCAUUAAAUGUUGUACAUUUCACACCUUACUAGAAUUACACUGCCAUGUCUGAGAUACCUUGUCAAAGAAUCACCAUAUGUAAAAGAGUCGUUUUGGGAUGAGCUAUGAAGUAUAUUGAAACGUUUGAGUUGACAGUUGCUAUUAAAAUAUCUAUACCUACA
Molecule: messenger RNA, 2167 nt
Organism: Oreochromis aureus
Lineage: Eukaryota; Metazoa; Chordata; Actinopteri; Cichliformes; Cichlidae
Gene: c1ql4a
Product: complement component 1, q subcomponent-like 4
Exons: 2
Coding region: 274-999 (241 amino acids)
Molecular function (GO): protein binding
Source: RefSeq, a predicted model, not a curated record